Saprolegnia diclina VS20 is the source of this 4626-nucleotide messenger RNA. RefSeq lists its product as hypothetical. Lineage: Eukaryota; Oomycota; Saprolegniomycetes; Saprolegniales; Saprolegniaceae. Bases 9 to 4553 code for a protein of 1514 amino acids. The transcript has 18 exons. The record is from RefSeq and is a predicted model, not a curated record. Gene Ontology annotation, molecular function: protein binding.
CGGCGGCGAUGGCGGAGCAAAAAAACACCAAGUCGUGGUUCGGGCACCGCGUGGCGCCGUCGUCCGUACCCAACGUAGCGUCACCGCUCGUGACCGAGUCGGUCACCUAUGAUGGCCCGCCCCUCGUGCGACUCUUUAUGCAAGGCCAGCGAGAUCAAGUCGUGGCGCGCUUGGAGAGCGCAACAUCCGCGAUCGACCUCGCAGAUAUCCACAAUGAAGAAACGAUUCUCUCGGUCGCGUGCAAGGCCAAGCACUUGGAGGUGCUGCAACACGUCCUGACACAGCCAUCAGCAAAGUCAAUUCCCAACUACUCCUCGCUGCCGCUCUGUGCCGUGCAGAUUCGGGAUGCUAACGUCGUCGCCUUGGUCCUUCCGAUGAUGCAGGGCAUCGAUAUUAACGCAGCCGUGACACCAGCGGGCGAGACGCUGCUGCAUGUGGCAGUCAAGACGGGUGUCGUUGACGUUGUGACGUUGCUGCUCGACACGUACAAAGCGUCGGUCACGACAGCGACACGUUUGGGUGAUACGCCACUCCAUGAAGCAGUGCGAGUGUGCCACAGUCAUCUCGUGCCGAUUCUAGUGGCAGCCGGCGCGGACGUCGAUGCCACAAACAACGCGGGCGAGACGGCGCUUGGCCUCGCCGCGACAUUUCCCAGCAGCAUCCGAGUGCAGCAGACGAUGCAGCAGCUGCUCAUGGCCAACGCCACCAUCGACACGACAGACGAGGAGAACGUCGAGCUCAUGAGCGAAGUGGCUUUUCGCAUUGACCACCCAUUGCACUGUUUGGCGCGCAAUGGAGACGUCCGCGGACUGUGCCGCCGUCUCGGCAUCCAUUCCAGCAGCGGCGACAACUGGGAGCCGUGGCGUGUCGUCUCGGCCACCGAGGACUUUAGCGCGCCGUCGUUCACGCUGAGCCUCCAGCUCUUUCCGUUUGAGAACAAAGGCGAUGACGACGGCGCGUCGGUCGCUCUCUUGGGCCUUGAGUUCACAUCCGUCACGGCGCCAACGUACUAUGGUGUUAUGCGUGGGUCCACGAUUUCGCUCACCCGCGUCACCGAGACGGGCGAGACCGUGUACGUCGGAACGUACGCCGACGGGCGGGUGUAUCUACAGGAAGUCGACGGCGUCAGCGAGUGUGUGCUGGUCGCGCCCCCAUGGCUCCCCAAAAAAGACUUGCCCGCGUCCAGGAGCGCCCGGCUCACGCCGGCGACAUUGGACGCCGCGCACGCACGGCUCGUCGACGCGCGCUCUGACGUUGCGGCGUCCUUGACCUGCCGCGAUGUGGGUGGUCGCACCGUGCUGAUGCACGCUGUCAAGCAAGCCCGGCUUCACGUCGUCCAGGCGCUGCUACCCUAUUCGUCGAUGGAUCAAUUCGUCGAGAUGCGCGAUGCGAAAGAAAAAUCGAUGCUCGAUCACGCGAUCCAGGGCGUACGUGGCGUGAACAGGCAGCGACGAAAUGUGAACCACGAGGCGCUUCGGCUGCUGACGUACUUGACGCAGUUUACGCAGUCGCGUCUCGUCGACGCUCCAUCGCUCGUGCACGCAUCCCCGAAGAAGACGCUGCAACAAUUCGAAGAUUACCUCGAUGGCUACCGCUGGGAGGAGCUCGAAAUGCUGUUGGCCAUCACGCCCAACCUCUUCGAAGCAGCUGCGACACCCGACUUGGCCGCCAAAACGCUCUCUCGGAUCUGUGAGUUUGGUCACGUGCGUCAUCUCGAGCUGGUGCUAUCGCAAGAUCCACCCGUGGACCUCAACGCGCCGCCGGAACAAGGUGUCGGGUCGCCCCUUGCCAUCGCGAUUUUGAACCACCACAGCGACAUCGCGCUGUGCCUCUUGAAGGCUGGGGCAUUGCCGACACCCGUGCUCACCGAGCAUGCGUCGGACGCGGAGAGGACAGAGCUCGAGUCGGCACCCCUUGUUCGCGACUGUGUGACCUUCCACGCAGAGAAGGAGGUGCUGCAGCGCGACUACCCCGAGUACGUCAACGUUGGCGUGGUCGACAUCCAAGACAUAGGUGCCACCAAGAAGGCUAAGAUGACGCUCGUGCAUGUCGCGGUCUUACACGGGCCAGACCCGAGUGUUUUCGAGCGCAUUACGGACUGUCGAAGUCUUUUAAACCACCGCGACGCCGAUAGCAAGACGCCGCUGAUCCUCGCCGCGGAGCGUGGCAAGCAAGCUUUUGUCGUCGCCCUCAUCGAGCUCGGCGCGCGCACCGACAUGCGCACGCGGUAUGGCGAGACAGCGCUCUCGAUCGCCGCCCUCUACUGCCACGUGGCCGUCGUCGAAGUGCUCCUCGUACACAUGAACAACAUUGGCGUCACCAACAAACGCGGCGAAACGGCACUGGAUGUGAUGGAGCGCGCGUUGGACAUCGACGGCGACAAGGGUCCGAACCACAAUACCCGGCGGCACAUUCGCGACUUGAUCUUUUCGGAAAUGGAGCGUCGCAAAUCGGCGACGUACCGAGCGACCUUUGCCGCGCGAUUGGCCAACAUCCCUACGGACGAAGCGCUCAACUCGGACUGGUUCCAUAGCGCGAUCCUGUACGACGGGGACCUUGGCCGCAGCAUUUUGAACGGUUGCGCCCGUCUCGUGAGCCGCCAUAUGGAGACGGUCAACGGCGUGAGCGACACCAAGAGCAGCGUGCUGCACCUUUUGCUUGAGCUCCCGAGCGGGUCACAGGCGCAGAAAAUGUGCCUCGAGCACGUGGCCAUUACGCGACUGCUGCAAAUCAAGUGGGAGCUCAGCGGACGCCGCGUGUACACGGAGCAACUCCUUCUCAAUACGCGCCUCGUCCUCACCUCGGUCAUGGCGACGCUGCUCUCGCCCGGCACGGACUUUGAGAGCGUUCAAGUGUUUGCUGCCGUGACGCUCACGUCGCUCGUGCUCUGCGGCAUUGGCUAUCUCGGCGCCCAAGCACUACGUCCGCAACUGCUCUGGCGGCUCGCGCGGCUCUUCCACGACAGAUCGACCGCGCGCACCUUUGUCGUCAUGCCACAGCUGGCGGCCUACAAGCGCCGUGUGUACGCCGGCGUGCUCAUCGCCGUGGUCUGUCUCACGACCGCGAUCGCGGCGCCGCUCGUGUGGCAGCUCGGAAUCAACGGCCGCGACUGGUACCCGACGCUCAAUGCAAUCGCGCUCUGGUUGGCCGCGGCGUCGGGGCUCGUGCGCGAGCGCAACGAGAUGCGGUCGCGGACGUACUGGGCGUCCCCGCUCAACGUCGCCGAGUGUGCAGUCUUUACGACGCUCUUGAGCGUGUUUGUGCCCAUGCACCUCGGCUGGAUCGAGACGCAAUGGCAAAUCUACGUCGCGCUCGGCAGCUCAAUCUCGCUCAUCCUCGGUGUCGCGUCCGUCCAGUGCAUUGAAGUCGUUCUGAGCGCCGGGUACCUCCUCCCGAUCCUCUCAGACCUCCUCGGCGACGUGGGCAAUUUUUUCAUGUUCUUUGGCGUCUUCCAGCUCGCGCUCUCGGUGGCCUACUACCUCCUCUUUCUUCGAGUGAACGCGCCCAAGUUCAACACGCCCCCCCAGGCGUUCAUGACGACGUACUUUGUCGCGUUUGGCGCGCUACAGAUCGACGCACUUGCAGCAUUUGAUGCUACCACCGACCCGUACGGCGUUCUUUACUCGGUCACGGCGCUCAUCAUGAUGUGCCACUCGGGCGUCGUCGCCAUCUUGCUCUUGAACGUGCUCAUCGCUAUGAUGAGCCAGACCGUCAAUUGUCGACUCGAACGCGCACGCACGCAAGCCCUCGUCGGCUACGCACGCUGCGUUCUCCGGCUCGAGUCGUACCUCUCAGCAAGCGAUCGUAGCCACCUCAUGGACCUCUGGCCCACCGUGCGCAACCCCGUGUUUGCCGAGUCGGUUCGGAUGCGUGACCUUCCGCUGAGCGACGACGAGGCAGUGUCGGUGGUCGGUAAUGCGGCGCUGCGGCUCGCAUGGCAGUCAGCACUACGAACGCUCGAGGCAUCGCUCUACAAGCCGUUAAAUGACACCCAGAGAAUGCUCGAAGAACUGCCGAUCGCCGACGCCAAAACCCUAAGUGCACCGGACGUGCAUGUGCUCGGCCAAUUCAAAAAGCAAGUCGCUCUCGAGAUCGCGCGCGCCAUCGACUGCCGCUGUGGCACCGAAGCCGUCCUCUUUGCGGAUCUCAGCGUGCGCUUGCGAGCCCACGUAGAGGCGCUACAGGCGGUCGUCGCCCAUGCAUGGCGAGGCACGGCGCUGGACGAAGGAACGGCGCUCUUGCUGGACGAGCUCAGCGUGCCCAUAACGCCGCCAAGCCGCGCCCGCACCGAUUACAUGGUCUUCUUUGAGUUUGUUCACGGUGCGCGCUGCGACGAAGUCAUUCGCGACUCGAUCGGUGGAGCCAUCUUGACAGCUCUUGGCGCGCUGGCGGCGAGCGUGGGAAGCGCCCUCCAACUCCCUCUUGACAUCAACGAGGAGCAGGCGACCGAAGCCCACCGCCCAUCAUCAUCAUCGAUGCCUCCGCUUCGGGAGGACAGCGCAGACGGACCCCCGCCAAGCGCCCUUCGCAUUGCUGAAGCGACAACGCCAUGAUUGUAUCGCAAUUUCAUGCGAAAUAGUGUGCCAUUUUAUAUAGAAUUCUACAUGUACGCAUCGUGCUUGAUCA